Molecule: messenger RNA, 852 nt
Organism: Aethina tumida (small hive beetle)
Lineage: Eukaryota; Metazoa; Arthropoda; Insecta; Coleoptera; Nitidulidae
Gene: crim
Exons: 4
Coding region: 74-565 (163 amino acids)
Biological process (GO): sleep; regulation of synaptic transmission, cholinergic; positive regulation of voltage-gated potassium channel activity
Source: RefSeq, a predicted model, not a curated record
UUACCACACUGUUCUAACCUACACCUCUAGUGUUUUAUUUUGAUAAAAUAGAUAACAAAACCAAAUAAACAAAAUGUUGUUAUCAACGCACAAAUUUGCCUUGUUGUGUAUUGUAAUUUUAUCACUGGUAAAUCAAGGUUUGUCUUUGUGGUGUUAUCAGUGCGUUUCUACACAACCCGGUUGCGGGACGCCCUUUAAUUGGCUUUGGCAUUGGACAAAAGUAUGUCCAGAGGAUGAUGAUGUUUGUGUUAAAAUUAUCGAGCAGAAAGAUGGUGAAACUGUUAUUACAAGGGAUUGCUUGAGUUCUAUGCUGCCAGUCAGGACUGAUAUUCCAGCUGACCACUAUGAGGGUUGCAGACCUGCUGCAGUUGACGAGAAACUAGGACACUAUGUUAAUAAUUCUAUAAAAGAACUGGAUAUUCACAGGAACUAUUAUGAUAAGACAACAUGGUGCUUCUGUUUCCUGGAUCACAGAUGCAAUGAUGGCACAUCAGUCACUCCAUCCAAGAUUUUGAUGGCAUUUGGAACAAUUUUAACAUGUUUACUUGUAGUUUUUAACUUAUAAUGUUCAAAAUAGGUUAAAUUUUUUGAUUCUCGUUUUUUCUGAUUUACUUUAUUUAACAUUCCAUCCAAAUGUUAUAUUUUGGAGACUCUCGAUUUUUCUGAUGUACUUUAUUUAACAUUCCGUCCAAAUGUUAUAUUUUAGAGACUGUUAUAAAUAAUCUUUGUUUACAAAAGUUUUAUAUUCAUAUAAUUAUGUAGAUAUUUUAUACAAAUGACGAUUUUGUAAAUAUUUAGGUAAAAAUCAAUGAUAUGAACUACUUUGUGCCUUAAUAAAAGAUCUACCCAAUA